UAAAACUUACAUAAUUAUUUUUAACAUUCAAGCCUUUAAAUAUGUCGUUUUGUUUGGUGAUAGUCUUUAUCAUUAGAUAACGUUCGUUCACCGUUACAUUUUAUGAUCCCAAGUAUUUAAAUAGAAAAACAAGUUCCGAUAGGCUCUUAACGAGUAACGAGAAUAUUUAUUUUGUUUUGACGGGAAAGAUCGUUUAGUAUUCUUAUUGCAAUUUUUCCGCGGAACAAGCAACUAUUGCACCGACGUAGUGAAAACCAUCCGUCAGUAAUGCAAUAACGAUGAUCUCGUGAAAUUUAAACAGAAAAAUCGCAUAAAAUUCCCCCGCUUCAUUUUUAUCUGUGCAAAAUAAAUAGGGACCAUGGAAAACGAGCCGGAAAGCAGGGUUAAGCACAAAGUAUGGAGGAAAUACUUCGGAUGGAUAGAAGAUAUAUCCGUGGAGCCCACAAUGUGGCUUUACAUGAUGGCGUACAUGGUGACCUCGGUUGUCGAGCAAGCACUUUUCGUUUACAAAUCCUGCCGCGUCGAUCACGGAUACUCCGAGGAGAUUUGCGCGAAACUGAACGACAAUAACACCAUAAAGGCCGAAGUCCAGACGACCGUAUCAAGUUUUCAUCAAUGGAACAAUAUAGCUGGCCACGUGGUGCCUAUAAUACUAGCUCUGUUUUUUGGGAACUGGAGCGAUCGGCGUGGACGAAAGAUGCUGCUCGUCCUGGGACUGAUCGGCAAAUUUAUUUAUUCUUUCAUGAUCGUGAUCAAUUCCAUGAUGGACACGUGGAAUCUGAACACCAUCGUGUACACAGCGAGUCUUCCAAUGGGAAUGUUGGGGGGCGACGUCGCCAUUUUUGGCAGCUGUUUCUCGUACAUAUCGGACGUGUCCUCGGUUCAGCAGAGAACCUUGAGGAUCACCAUUUUGGACGUCGUGUACCUUAGCACCAUGCCGACCGGCGUGGCUCUUGGAUCAUACCUUUUCACUAGCGUGGCCAAAUCAUCGUACACGAUUAUGUUUAUCAUAAACACAAGCCUGCUGGUUCUAGCCAUUCUGUACUCGCUGAUAAGACUGAAGUGGCAGACAUUGCCACAACAACUCCCGCUUUCGGGCAGCAAUUUUUUAACGGACUUCUUCGAUAAGGAACACGUGGUCGAGACUAUGAAAACGCUGACGAAAAAAAGGCUGAAUAAUGGAAAGCUUCAUCUGUGGCUAUUCUUGCUGAUCAUGAUGCUCUAUACGUUCCAAAGGGACGAAAAGCCCAUGAGUUAUCUCUACACCCAGCUGGAAUUCAAAUGGGACGUUACCAAGUUCAGCAAUUUCCGAACAUUCCAAUCGACCACCUUCGUGAUAGCGAUGCUAAUCGGAGUUCCAGUGAUGAGCAAAUGGAUGGGAAUGAAGGACACCAUAAUCGUGAUGAUCGGAGCGAUUGCACACGCCGCCGGAAGAGUAAUAUUCGCGAUGACGAAAAUACCAGAAUUGUUUUACGUUGGCGCUGCUGUUGCUGCGUUGGGUCCAGUGGUCGCGCCAGUUCUGAGAUCGAUGACCUCUAAACUCGUUUCCGUGGAAGAACGCGGAAAAGUAUUCGCAAUGUUGUCUGUUUGCGACAACGCCGUGCCGUUAUUCAGCGGUAUACUGUAUUCACAGCUUUACAACGCGACCAUAAACUCGAUGCCCAGCUCGAUCUACUGGCUGACGUUCGCCACUCAAAUCUUAGUGUUCUUUUUCGUUCUGAUAAUUCACUAUUCUGUGAGAAAUGAGCAGUAUUUGGAGCACGAGGACUACACUGGCGGUAAUACUGGGAGCUUGUCCUCGUCCUCGUCCUUGUCUUCUUUAAAAUAUAGCACAGCCACUAAGCACGAUAAACAAUAGCGUUGGAAAAUCACGACGCGUAUAGUUUAAUUACAAAUUUCAGGGUGAAAUUACUGUUUGAUAGAAAUGCUCGAAGGUGGCGAAGGGGAGGGGGACUGCUAACAAAAGGAAGAUUUUCAUACUCUGUUGUUAUAGUUCGUUGCCUGCAGUUCGUCCUCCCUGCGUCCGCCAUUUUUUCAAGUACUGUUAACGAUUUUUUGUACCUCAGUGCCUAGGUAUUUAGGUUUUUAAUGAAAUAUAUACAUGCU
Molecule: messenger RNA, 2106 nt
Organism: Colletes gigas
Lineage: Eukaryota; Metazoa; Arthropoda; Insecta; Hymenoptera; Colletidae
Product: proton-coupled folate transporter-like
Exons: 9
Coding region: 359-1858 (499 amino acids)
Biological process (GO): transmembrane transport
Cellular component (GO): membrane
Molecular function (GO): transmembrane transporter activity
Source: RefSeq, a predicted model, not a curated record